Rhagoletis zephyria (snowberry fruit fly) is the source of this 1524-nucleotide messenger RNA. It is a transcript of the gene FeCH, whose product is annotated as ferrochelatase, mitochondrial. Gene Ontology annotation, cellular component: mitochondrion. Gene Ontology annotation, biological process: heme biosynthetic process. Gene Ontology annotation, molecular function: protoporphyrin ferrochelatase activity. NCBI's taxonomy places the organism in Eukaryota, Metazoa, Arthropoda, Insecta, Diptera, Tephritidae. The record is from RefSeq and is a predicted model, not a curated record.
UUUAUCAUCCAAGGCGAAUACAUAUGAAUUGUCAUCCCAAAAUAAUUGCAAGUUGCAACACCGGCAAAUAAUAGAAAUACAAAUUUUGCCAGCAAAUUUGGCGACUUGAGGAUCUACAUAUUUUAUUUUCAGCAAAUUCUUUCAUUUAAAUUGCAAUAAUGUUACUUAAAGGAGGGUUAUUGGCAACAAAUGCAGUGAAGUCUCUAAUGAAACCCGCAUCCCUGCGAUUUACUGCCACCACCAGCAAUGUAAAGACCGCUAUUCUUAUGUUAAAUAUGGGUGGCCCGCAGCAUACGGAUCAAGUCCAUGAAUACUUGUUACGCAUUAUGACUGAUCGAGAUAUGAUACAGUUGCCUGUACAAAGCCAAUUAGGUCCUUGGAUUGCGCAACGGCGAACCCCCGAAGUACAAAAAAAGUACAAAGAAAUUGGUGGGGGCUCACCUAUUUUAAAAUGGACAGAUGUACAAGGAGAAUUAAUGUGUAAGGAGUUAGAUCGCAUAUCUCCAGAAACUGCACCACAUAAGCAUUAUGUGGGUUUUCGGUAUGUUAAUCCACUUACAGAAGAUACGCUGGUGCAGAUUGAAAAGGAAGCGCCCGAAAGAGUAGUGUUGUUCUCGCAAUAUCCGCAGUAUAGCUGUGCAACAUCUGGCUCCAGCUUUAAUUCCAUUUUUGCCCACUACCAGCAACAUUCCCUUCCAAAAAAUACAAGAUUUAGUGUGAUUGAUCGUUGGUCAACUCAUCCUCUAUUAAUUAAAACAUUCGCCGAUCGCAUACGAGAGGAAUUAAAGAAAUUUGGUGAGACAAAACGGAACGAUGUUGUUAUCCUUUUCACUGCACAUUCACUGCCAUUGAAAGCUGUCAAUCGGGGUGACCCAUACCCAUCAGAGGUGGGCGCCAGCGUGCAUUUGGUUAUGCAAGAACUAGGGAAAUCGAAUCCAUAUACUUUAGCUUGGCAGUCGAAAGUGGGGCCUUUACCGUGGUUGGCGCCGGCUACCGAUGACACCAUUAGAGCUUACGUAAAACAGGGUCGUAAGAAUUUUAUCUUAGUUCCAAUUGCAUUUGUGAAUGAGCACAUUGAAACUUUACAUGAAUUGGACAUCGAAUAUUGCGAUGAAUUGGCUAAAGAGGUAGGUGUGGAGGAGAUAAGGCGUGCUGCUGCACCAAAUGAUCACCCAGUUUUUAUUAAGGCCUUAAGUUCAAUAGUAGCGGAACAUCUAAAUGAUAAACAAACUGUAAACCCUAAGUUUUUAAUGCGUUGUCCAAUGUGCGUUAAUCCGCGGUGCAGAGAUAGCAAAGAUUGGUAUAGACAAGUGUGCGCUUAAUAAGCCUUCAAGCUUAGUUAUAACGGAAUUAUGAAAAGUUCAUAUCAGCCCGUUUAAAAUAAGUGUCACAAAUGUUGAUAUAAGAGACUAUUUCUGAUGUUGCCUUGAGUACCUUGAUUAUAAGAAAAUGUUACUGUUAAAUUUGAUUAAAAUGCCUUCAUUAAAAUCGCGACACUAGAAAUCACUAUACUCAAAGAUAAAA